AUGGAACUUUCCCUGUUUGUGACGUGCAUCCUGGCUGUUGUGUCCAUGGCCCUGGCCAAUCCACUCAUAGAUGAGGAAUGGGAAAUCUGGAAGCAGAAUUAUGGGAAGAGCUACUCUAGUAUGGAAGAAAAUCAAGCUAGGCGAGCAGUGUGGCUGGAAAACCUGGAGAAGAUUCAAGCUCACAAUAUUCAGUAUAGUCAAGGAAAUUCUUCCUAUGAAAUGGCUAUGAAUCAGUUUGGUGACCUGACAUCCGUGGAGUUUGUUCAGUUGUACACUGACAUGAGGAUGUACGAAUUGGCAAAUUACACCAGUGAGAUAUUAUUUGAUGUUGAACCAGAAGAACUGGAUGAAGUUGAGGAGGUUGGCGCUUUACCCUCAAAAAUAGAUUGGCGGACUAAAAACUGGGUCACCAGUGUAAAGGAUCAGGGCUGGUGUAAUUCCUGCUAUGCAUUCACUGCUAUUGGUGCUCUGGAAGGACAACUGGCCAAGAUAAAGCAUCAAUAUGUUGAACUGAGUGAACAAAAUGUCAUUGACUGUUCAGAUGAUUAUAACAAUUAUGGCUGCAGGGGUGGCUUGCCAUAUCGUGCCUUUGAAUACAUACAUGAUCAUGGCAUUCAGUCCAGUAAAUCAUACCCAUACCAAGCAAAGGCUGCUUGUACCUGGUGCCGAUCACCAGCAAACCUGGCCUUUGAAAUACCCUUCACCGUCUCCACAAAUAGUAUUCAGAGCAUUCGUGAUGCCAAGUGCGAUAGUUGCCUGUAG
Molecule: messenger RNA, 762 nt
Organism: Pristis pectinata (smalltooth sawfish)
Lineage: Eukaryota; Metazoa; Chordata; Chondrichthyes; Rhinopristiformes; Pristidae
Product: cathepsin S-like
Exons: 5
Coding region: 1-762 (253 amino acids)
Biological process (GO): immune response
Cellular component (GO): lysosome
Molecular function (GO): cysteine-type endopeptidase activity
Source: RefSeq, a predicted model, not a curated record